AUGAGCUGCCCUCGACCCGGCCCCGCAGCCCACCUGGAAACGUCAAAGAGGAGGGCAACUGAAGAUUUGGCUCGACACCGACAUGGAAGCAGUUCUUGGACCUUCUAUCUUCGGUCUCCGUCGCUGGAGAAGGGACUGGGUGGAAUCUUGGACCUUCUAUCUUCGGUCUCCGUCGCUGGAGAAGAGACUGGGUGGAGCUCUCUAGAUCCGCUGCCGCCAAUCGUCACGCAAACCGUUCGUGACAUCAUUGAGGCCGGCUAG
Messenger RNA from Dibothriocephalus latus, 261 nucleotides. Lineage: Eukaryota; Metazoa; Platyhelminthes; Cestoda; Diphyllobothriidea; Diphyllobothriidae. The record is from the annotation of a GenBank genome assembly.